CAUAAAUCUAACGAAGUGUCUGCUGCACCGGUACCGGAAUCGUAGAUCGAAAAACUACUGAACCGGUACCGGAUUUCUCCGGCUCACGGCUAGUGAACCGGCACAGGAUUUUUCAGCAAACUUCCUAAUUUUUUGUGUAAAAUUUUAUUUUGAGAACGAAGACGAUAAAAUAAGUAUUACUAGAAAUGGUAAUUUUUCAUACCCUGAAAAAAUCAACUUAGAGAGGUUCUUGCGAAAUACAUGUUUAAUCGCUUGACCGUUUGGAACGUUUCAAUAGAAUGAUUCGUUUUAAAGAAGCAAAAGCCUGGUUUUUAUUUCGUGGAUACAAACCCUUGCAUAUUAAAUAAGUAAGAGCCUAGAUAACAAGACGCUUGACGUUUUCUUGAAGAAACCAGCUGUACUGCUUUCAUACGCGGAGAAGAUAUUCUUUUUCGCUGAAGAAUUUUAUAGUUUUGAUACGGCAUCUCGAUAGGCAUAAAUUCACUAUGUCGAUUACUUUUGUUGUUGGGGAAAAAUUUUCUACUUUUCAAGAAUUGAAAACAAAAUUACAUACAUACAAGGAAAAGAAUUUUGCUGAUGUCUACGUUAGAGAUAGUCGAACUGUUAAGCCUUCACAAAAAAGAUUGACGAAAAUAAUAAAACCCGUUGUGUUCAUGGUGGAAGAAAAUUCAAAGGAAGAGGCUCUGGACAACGAGCUGUUCAGUACGUAUUUUGUUUACAUUAAUUAGCGACCCUGUUUCCAGACCUCUUUAUUACUGUGUUCUAUAAAACUGUUUUUUUUAUUUCUUUUAGUACUAUAAAGCAAGACUGUCAGAAACGAAGAAGGUUAUUUUGCUGAAAGAUAUCUCUAAUAUGGCUCAGGAAGCGAAGAAAGGGAAAAGCCGCAAUGAUUUAGAUGAAAUUGCAACUGUGUUACGUGAUAAAUACAAUUCCUCAGUUCAUUUAUGCAGUGACGUUAACGACAAUUUCAAGGGUUUAUUUUUCAAGAUGAGGAAAUGAAGGAUGCGUAUGAAGCAUUUCCAGAAUUGAUUUGUGUUGAUGCUACCUUUAAACUAACUGAGCUAAGAAUUGCAGUUGACAUCAUGUUAGUGGAAGAUUCGAUGGGGCAAAGUGAAAUUGUUGGAGUGGCGCUUCUUGCUAUGGAAGAUAAGGAAAUAUUGUCCUGGUUUUUGGAAACUUUUAAACAAAACAAUCCUUCCUCAGAGAAUCUUCGUGUGGUUAUGGCGGACAAGGAUUUGAAUGAAAGAGAACUAAUAAAAGUUACAUUUCCUGGUGUAAAAGUAUUAAUAUGUCUCUUCCACACAUUAAAGGCAUUUAAAAGAGAAGUCACUGUCGCGAAAAUGGGCGUUACUCAAGCGAAAGUUGAAUCACUGUUGUCCCUCUUUCAACCAAAGGCGUAUGCUAACACGGAGAAGGAAUAUCAGGCCUUGAAAAUCAACUUUCUUGAAAUUGCACCAAUUCAGGUGAGAUCUUAUUUCAACGAGAGCUGGGAUGAUAUUCAUGAGGAAUGGGUCCUGGGCGAUAAAUUAAAAAGUGACAAUUUUUUCGAUUCGACCAACAAUCGUUUAGAGAGUUUGAACGCAAAGUUAAAGAGCGUGAUACAUUUAUAUAGUUAUUUUCGCACUCCGUCGACAAUUAGAUAUUAAUCUUUUUGAUGGUGAUCUGUGUGCACAGAGAUGGAAGUCGUUAUAUUAUAGAAAAAAGUGUAGGCUGUUUCGAGAUGACGGGAUUUCAUCAAACGUAAACUACGAUCAUCUAACUAUACAACCAUCAGCUGUUUUGACAAAAAUGAAAAGAUUUCGUGUGACACAAUUAAUAACCAAUAAGGUGGCUGACGUUGUAUCCGAGCAGACAGGUGCUAUUUUUGAUCAUCGGGUUGAACAGUUGAAAACAUGCUUGACCUUUGGGGAAAUGGAAAAGAAGUUUUAAUCGCAGAACUCAAUGAACAAAGUAUGAUAUGUUUAACUAUGUUCUUGUUUAAAAUUUGUGCUAUUGAAAUAACUACAUUGUAGUGUAGUGUACGUACUAUUCAACAAAGCAAUCACAGCCCUUAUUACUGCUGAGUUUUGAUCUCUAUUUUUUUUACAACUGUGUAAUUAAAAAUAUAAUAUUGAUUCUUGAAUAC
Messenger RNA from Hydractinia symbiolongicarpus, 2125 nucleotides. RefSeq lists its product as uncharacterized. The transcript has 2 exons. NCBI's taxonomy places the organism in Eukaryota, Metazoa, Cnidaria, Hydrozoa, Anthoathecata, Hydractiniidae. The record is from RefSeq and is a predicted model, not a curated record. Bases 996 to 1646 code for a protein of 216 amino acids.